Messenger RNA from Contarinia nasturtii (swede midge), 1669 nucleotides. RefSeq names its product pickpocket protein 11 (gene ppk9). The transcript is spliced from 11 exons. The coding region runs from base 128 to 1306 and encodes 392 amino acids. Lineage: Eukaryota; Metazoa; Arthropoda; Insecta; Diptera; Cecidomyiidae. The record is from RefSeq and is a predicted model, not a curated record. Gene Ontology annotation, molecular function: ligand-gated sodium channel activity. Gene Ontology annotation, cellular component: membrane. Gene Ontology annotation, biological process: sodium ion transmembrane transport.
GCGUAUAGAACGAGUGAGACUGAGAAGUUAUGAACGAAGAUUGCUGUGGAUAUCAUGUAUCUGCAUUGCGAUUUUCUUUACCGCAUCGUUAACUCAACGAACUUGGAAGAGAUUCCAAACGUCACCCAUGGUCAUAUCAAUGGAUCGAAAUAAAUUCUUUUGGAAUACAAGUUUUCCAUCGCUAACUGUGUGCCCGCACAAGAGAAUCGAUGAUGCCAAACUCCAUGAAUAUAUGAAAGCACGGCCGCAGAUAUUUAAAAGUGAUGACGAUCGCAACGAAUUCACCGAUUUCAUUGAAAAACUAUCGAAUGCAACAUUCGAAAACUAUGAUCAAUUACCAAUGAACCGUACCUUUGAAAUUGAUAGCAGUCAAUAUAUGGAUCUAUUGUGGAAUCUAUCCUUUGUUUUUAAGCCAGAGCUAAAUAGUGGAUCGACAAAUAAAUUAUACUUACAGAAUACGAUUACUGAGUUGGGCAUUUGUUAUGCAGUUAAUUCAAAAGUAGCUGUUUAUAAUUCAUACAGAUACUGGCAAAAUAAUCGAUGGGAUUUUGUUAAAACCAAUGAUACAACACUGGUCACCGUACAUCCGCUUGAUGGCGAAAUCUAUGCCCAGAUUAUCAAUUUAUCAUGUGCAUAUGAGGUGUAUUUUCAUGGCUAUCACGAAGUACCGGACAUAUCAAAGCAAAGAUAUUCAUUCCCAGCUGGUGACUAUACAACGGUCGAACUUCUCGCCCUCGAAAUUCUCACAUCCAACGAUGCAAAAGCAUUGAGCAUAUCACAGCGUCAAUGUCGAUUUGCACACGAAUCGGAUAUCCUUGAAACAAGCCCAAUUUAUUCAUUCAACUUGUGCCAAAACGAGUGUCGUCUUCGAUUGGCCCUUAGAACAUGUGGUUGUGUACCGCAUUUUUAUCGGUCCCGAACCAAAUAUGGGAAAAAGUAUCGGGUGUGCGAUUUUGAAGGAAUACGGUGCUUGCAAACUAUAAAAGAUGUAUUGAUUUCGCUUAAAUCCAAAAUUAUUAACAUCGACUGUGACUGUUACGCCAAUUGCGACGAUCCGAAUUUCUUUGUUAAAGCCUAUAGGUCACGAGCAUGGUUUCUUGGAUCGAAUUUGCAAUGGGGCAUUAGCGAAUAUCCGAAGAUGCAGCUGAAACGAGAAGUAAUCUUUAGUAUGACAGAUUUUCUUGUCUAUAUCGGUGGAAUGGCGGCUCUUUUUCUCGGCUGUAGUUUAUUGAGCUUUACCGAACUCGCCUAUUAUCUCACAUACCGAUUUUGCCUCGGAUUUUGCCGAUCUUUUUGGAGAAAAUAAUGAUUGCAUUCGACUAUAAGAUAAAUACUUUUUUGGUGUGAAGUUUUUGUUAUCUCAAAAAUGAAUGGAAUUUAUGUAGAAAUGAAAAAAAAAUGUCAAAAAUUAUAAUACCGUUAUUCGUUGUUCGUAAAUAAUCGUAAUCAUAUUCAAAAGUUGGUAUGUUUCUGGAGAAGGGAUUUAAAGAUAGAGAAGAUUCAUCACAAAAUGGGGCGUUUGAGAAAGUAUUGCAACGAAAUCUUCGACGCCAAAUUUUUUUUCUAGACUGAAAUAAAGGAAUCGCAUAUCAAGUUUCAUUCUUUAAAAAAAAUACUAAUAAUGGCAAAAAACAGUGCAGAGAGCCUUACAAUUUUAAAGAAGUGCAAA